This is a messenger RNA of Neoarius graeffei (lesser salmon catfish), 1470 nucleotides long. Its product is annotated as paraneoplastic antigen Ma1 homolog. The coding region runs from base 1 to 1470 and encodes 489 amino acids. The record is from RefSeq and is a predicted model, not a curated record. Lineage: Eukaryota; Metazoa; Chordata; Actinopteri; Siluriformes; Ariidae. Gene Ontology annotation, molecular function: zinc ion binding; nucleic acid binding. The transcript has a single exon.
AUGGACCUUAGUCAGGCUGUUGAGUGGAGCCGUGAGGAGAAUGUGGAGUUGUGUCAUGCCAUUUUACUUAGCAGAGUGCCAUUGGAGGCCACUGAUGAUGUGGUUAGCCGUGUGCUCAGCACAGUUAAGGUUCUGGGUAGGACCCGGAUACGCGGUCGCCGUGGUGACAAGACUGGUAGGCACCUGUACAUUUUAGUCGAGACUUCUGCUGAGUUGGAUCAGAGCUCUGUCCCUCCUGAAGUGGGAAUUGUAGGUGAGGCAGGUCCAUGGGCUGUUCAUGUAGUGAGUAGUUUGCUGCCUGCUAGUCCUGUUCUUGAAAGUGAUGGAUUCGAAGCCAAGCUAUUUUCAUUAUUACAGCAGGAAGGCAAGUCUAUGGGUGAUGUGAAGGCUGUUUUGGGCACGCAGCCUCCUAAACCUGAUGUCAGCAUGGAUCUUGUGAAUGCCAUAGGCCAGCUCGUUGAUCGCUGUAACCAGGCAUCUGUUGAUGUGCCUGGCUAUAGAAAACUGAGGCUGUUUUCCGGUUUACGGCCCGUUCCCCCAGGCGAGGAAGAAUAUGAGGCCUGGAUGGAGCAGGCUACUCAGAUGAUUACUGAGUGGCAGUGCAGUGAUGCUGCUAAGCGACAGCGCAUUGUUGAGAGUUUGCGUGGGCCUGCUGCGGAUAUAGUAAGGUUUUUGAAAGUCAGUAGCCCAUCUGCUACUGCUACUGAUUACUUAACCGCUCUUGACACUACUUAUGGAUCAACUGAGAGUGGGGCAGACCUUAUGGCAUCGUUUCGCCAUACUUUUCAAGAAGAUGGUGAGAAACUUUCUGCUUUCUUGUAUCGCUUGGACAAGCUUCUCCACCGUGCUCUUUUGAGAGGAGGGAUUGAAGCUGCAGGCCUGAAUCGUGCACGUCUGGAGCAGUUGUUCAAGGGUGCUCUCACCACUGACAUUGUGGCUUUACGUGUGCGACUUCUGCACACUUUGCAAGCUCCGCCUUCUUUUUCCCAGUUAAUGCGAAAUGUGAGAGAGGAAGAGCACUGGGUAAGUGCAAGGGAGAGUGCAAAGGUUUCUGUGGCCUCAUCUACAUUUUGCCAGGUUCCUGUGACUGCUGCUGUCGCUCUUCCUCAUGUGCCUGUUACUCCCCUGGCGUCUGAGGUUGACAGUCUGAGGAAAGAGGUCAAGGAGCUGACGUCUUUAGUAACUAAACUUUUGACUGCUACUACCGUGGCUCCUGAAAAUCCUCAAGUCUCACAGUUUGGUGUAAGCCACAGCACAGAAACCACAGCCCCAGCUGUUCCCACAAGGGCUGUUUCUUCGAACCUGCCGAAGUCUACGACAUCCUCUUCUGUUCCUGCCAUUUUUUGUUACAAGUGUGGAGAAGACGGCCACACCAAGCGAGAGUGCACACGCCCUGAGAACUUGAGGGUAGUGAAUCAGAAGCUGCUUAAGAGGGUCACGCAGCAGGGAAACUUCCCCGGAGCUCAGUGA